AUGAAAACAAAAACAUCACGUGACAAGGACACGGGCAGAACUGAGACGCCGCACCGCCGUGCCACUUACAACGGCCUCCAUUCGUCCUGGCCUCGCGGUGGCACCGGCCUCUCUGGUUGCAUCGUCUCGUUGUUCGCAAACUUUUUGCGGAGUUCGCGACGCAACUUCGCACGGGCUCUACGCAGUACACACCCACAACCGGCGACGACCACCGGCCCACUGACG
Molecule: messenger RNA, 225 nt
Organism: Iphiclides podalirius (scarce swallowtail)
Lineage: Eukaryota; Metazoa; Arthropoda; Insecta; Lepidoptera; Papilionidae
Source: the annotation of a GenBank genome assembly